UGGGCCCUGAGGGCCAGGCGGGAGAUGCCGCCCUCGGGAGCGAGCUGCCAUCGACGCCUCUCGCCUCAGGGAACUGCUAGCGGCGGGAAGCUCUCGAGGCGGACUCCUCCCGAUCCGGGUCGGCGCUCGCCCUCGCUAGCCUAGCCCUCUGCGCCCCGGUCCCCCAGCCACCAGCGCCAUGGAGAAGACCGAGCUGAUCCAGAAGGCCAAGCUGGCCGAGCAGGCCGAGCGCUACGACGACAUGGCCACCUGCAUGAAGGCAGUGACAGAGCAGGGCGCCGAGCUGUCCAACGAGGAGCGCAACCUGCUCUCGGUGGCCUACAAGAACGUGGUCGGCGGCCGCCGGUCCGCCUGGAGGGUCAUCUCCAGCAUCGAGCAGAAAACCGACACCUCCGACAAGAAGUUGCAGCUGAUUAAGGACUAUCGGGAGAAAGUGGAGUCGGAAUUGCGGUCCAUCUGCACCACGGUCCUGGAAUUGUUGGACAAGUAUUUAAUAGCCAAUGCAACUAAUCCAGAGAGUAAGGUCUUCUACCUGAAAAUGAAAGGCGAUUACUUCCGAUACCUUGCUGAAGUUGCGUGUGGUGAUGAUCGAAAACAAACGAUAGAUAAUUCGCAAGGAGCUUACCAAGAGGCGUUUGAUAUAAGCAAGAAAGAGAUGCAGCCCACACAUCCAAUCCGCCUGGGGCUGGCUCUUAACUUUUCUGUGUUUUACUAUGAGAUCCUUAAUAACCCAGAGCUUGCCUGCACACUGGCUAAAACGGCUUUCGAUGAGGCCAUUGCAGAGCUUGAUACACUGAAUGAAGACUCCUACAAAGACAGCACUCUCAUCAUGCAGUUGCUCAGAGACAACUUAACAUUAUGGACAUCAGACAGCGCGGGAGAAGAGUGUGAUGCAGCAGAAGGGGCCGAAAACUAAGUGCACACAGGGUAUCAUCCUUCCUCCCAUCGAGAAACCUUUUUACACAUCUCCAUUCCUACUCCACUUGGAUUUCCUCAGCAAAGAACCCUUUCAUGUGUAUGGAAGCGGCUGUUUCUAGUCUUUUCACACUGCAGCUUUGGGAAAACUCCACUCCUUGGUUUGUGUUUGUCUUGGCCUUCCUGAUGUGCAGUUACUGCUGUAGAAAAGUAUUAAUAGCUUCAUCUCAUAUAAACAUAAGUAACUUCCAACACUUAUGUAGAGGGCUAAAAAUGUAUUUGGUAUUUAAGUAAUCUGAACCAGUUCUGCAGUGACUGUGUUUUGUAUUACUGCGACGAUAUGAUGACAAUGUAGUUAAUUACAAUUUAAAGAGUGUUCUACAUAACUUCUUAAUUUCUACAUUCCCUCCUUUUCUCUUCUUUGGGGUUUCCAUUCAGUAAGCAACAUUUCCACCCUGCUGCUGUGUUCCUUUUUAGUAGGAAUCCAGAAGUAUUAGCCUGAAUGGGAGAGCACAUGGUGUCGCUGGGCCGGGAGGCAGGUCACAAUUGAGAAGCCUCCCGUAUCCCCUUUGGUGGAGGUCAUGUCUGUCUGUGACAACAGGAGUUUCCUUACCUUCAUUUGCUGCUGUUUAAGUUGACAACUUCCCUUCCCAAUAAAAAUUCACUUACACCUCC
Messenger RNA from Fukomys damarensis (Damara mole-rat), 1590 nucleotides. RefSeq names its product tyrosine 3-monooxygenase/tryptophan 5-monooxygenase activation protein theta (gene Ywhaq). Gene Ontology annotation, cellular component: cytoplasm. Gene Ontology annotation, biological process: signal transduction. The transcript is spliced from 6 exons. NCBI's taxonomy places the organism in Eukaryota, Metazoa, Chordata, Mammalia, Rodentia, Bathyergidae. Bases 179 to 916 code for a protein of 245 amino acids. The record is from RefSeq and is a predicted model, not a curated record.